This is a messenger RNA of Trypanosoma cruzi, 1194 nucleotides long. RefSeq names its product mucin-associated surface protein (MASP), putative. The transcript has a single exon. Bases 1 to 1194 code for a protein of 397 amino acids. The record is from RefSeq and is a predicted model, not a curated record. NCBI's taxonomy places the organism in Eukaryota, Euglenozoa, Kinetoplastea, Trypanosomatida, Trypanosomatidae.
AUGGCGAUGGUGAUGACUGGCCGUGUGCUGCUGGUGUGUGCCCUCUGCGUGCUGUGGUGCGGUGCCGGCGGUGGCUACGCUGAGGGUGUCGAUGUUGCUUUUGGUGGUCCUGGAGCUUUCGGCGAAGGUGGAGGUGGGGCUGGUGGUCAAUCUCCUCCUGCAGAUGGGAGUCGUGGUGGCAGUAGAGGUUCAAAGGCCGAUGGUUCUCAUUUAGGUGAAAGUGACGCUUCGGAUUCUGCUUCCGAUGAUAUAUCAUUAGCUCCCUCUCCUGCUCUGGAUGUGGUUCCGACUCUCUCCGAGGAGCCUUUACCCCAGGAAGAAGAGGAAUCUGAAAGAAAACAGAAACACCCACAAACAGGGCCUCAAGUUGCAUCAACGCCUAAAGUGAGUGGAAGAGAGGCAAUUGAUCCUGAUUCGCAAAAACAGUUGCCCGAUAAAUCGAAAACGGAAAGUAUUACUAAUGUUGGUGGCGGUGAAACCGCAGACGGGGGAAAAGGGAAUAAUGCCCACAAUAGCGGGUUGUCCUCUAACAAAAGCGACCCCCCAGCACUGCUAGAAGCAAGAAUCACAAAAGUAUCACUACCAACAGAACCUUCACAACCACCAGCAGAUUUAUCACCGCCGCCACACGAACUGCCUACGGUACCAUCACCAACAGGGCUAGCACCAGCAAUGGCCAUUUCAGCAGGAGAAACAAACCCAACAGCAUCCACAGGCUCACAGAAUACAACAGAAACAACAAGCACGACGUCACCGUCAAACGCUAAAGCGGAGCGUGAAGCAACGGAAAAAACUUCAGGGAAUGUUGCGCCAAACCAAAACAGACACGACACGGACACACCAGGUUUGAUGAAGGGUACAACUACAAGUCGUCCGGCGGAAACAGCAGUGCCAUCUGUAUCUAAAAGUGGCAGUGAUGGAGCCCAGAACAAGGAGGGCAAGGUUGAUAACGGUGCACAACGGACUAACAGCAAAGAACCACAAGACGGGCCCGAAGACGGAAAUACCGACGAUGCUCCCACAGCAAAUGAAACUUCAUCACAAACAGCAACAACAGCCAUCACCACUCAAACAAAUGAUACGACGACGACUGGCGACAGUGACGGCAGCACCGCGGUCUCCCACACCACCUCCCCUCUUUUGCUUCUUCUUCUUUUUGCGUGUGCGGCGGCUGCCGCUAUGGUGGCCGCGUGA